Benincasa hispida (wax gourd) is the source of this 645-nucleotide messenger RNA. Its product is annotated as mitochondrial pyruvate carrier 1. NCBI's taxonomy places the organism in Eukaryota, Viridiplantae, Streptophyta, Magnoliopsida, Cucurbitales, Cucurbitaceae. Gene Ontology annotation, cellular component: mitochondrial inner membrane. Gene Ontology annotation, biological process: pyruvate import into mitochondria. The record is from RefSeq and is a predicted model, not a curated record.
AAGAAAAAGAAAAAGAAAAAGAAAAAGAAAAAGAAAAUUAGCCUACUAUCGCUCUUCAUCUUCUCCUUUUGGGUGGUUUCAAAGUCAAAAUUCUCUAGCGGUUCUCUAUUCUCUCUUGGCCAGAUCUGCAUCGAAUUGCCGACUGAAAUCGGAGAAUGGCUUCAUUCCGGGCAUUCUUGAACAGCCCUGUUGGUCCAAAAACUACUCAUUUUUGGGGACCUGUCGCCAACUGGGGAUUUGUGGCUGCUGGGUUAGCAGACAUGAACAAGCCACCAGAAAUGAUUUCUGGCAACAUGACAGCAGCAAUGUGCGUCUAUUCAGGACUGUUUAUGAGAUUUGCAUGGAUGGUGCAACCCCGCAAUUACCUACUUCUUGCUUGUCAUGCAUCGAAUGAGACUGUACAGUUGUAUCAAUUCUCACGCUGGGCAAAGGCUCAAGGGUACUUGUCAGAGAAGAAAGACAAAGCUGCAUCUCAGUAGCUUGAUGCUAUAUUCCUCAUCAUUAUUUUCUACGGAUUGUAAUUCGACUCAUUGAUAAUCAUUGUGUAUGUUAUUUGAAAAUAUGUCGAGGAAACUACUUCAGUAACACCAAAAUGGAAUUGGGAACUUUUCUCCCGGGAAGCAAUAAAUAUUUCAGAUUUGCCCA